Molecule: messenger RNA, 3203 nt
Organism: Colossoma macropomum (tambaqui)
Lineage: Eukaryota; Metazoa; Chordata; Actinopteri; Characiformes; Serrasalmidae
Gene: spra
Product: sepiapterin reductase a
Exons: 3
Coding region: 132-959 (275 amino acids)
Biological process (GO): tetrahydrobiopterin biosynthetic process
Molecular function (GO): sepiapterin reductase (NADP+) activity
Source: RefSeq, a predicted model, not a curated record
GCGUGGCGGAUGAUGAUUGGACAAGGUGCCGGAAGUGUGGCGAUCUUAUUUUGGCGUUGAAGUGCUGUAGAUGCUUAUCACGAAACAGCCCGGUUUAUAAACCGCCGGUGUUUUUCAGUCCGCAGCAUAGCAUGGAGGCCGAAAGCCCCUCAGACAUGGCUCCGUCGCAGGUGAGAGACUUCGGCAGAGCGCUCUGUGUCAUAACAGGGGCCUCCAGGGGUUUCGGCUGGAGUCUGGCUCGAGAAAUAGCGGCGCUCCUCAAACCAGGCUCCGUGCUGCUGCUGGUUGCCAGAUCCGGCGAUAAACUCCGGGAACUGCAGGCGGAUUUAGCCUCGUCUGAAGCGGGCAAAGCCGGACUGCUGGUCCGCUGUGUGGUGGCGGACCUGGGGCACAAAGAGGGAGUGGAGAGCGUUAUAAGAGAGGUCAGAGAGACGCCCGGCGAGGAUCUCGACCAUCUGCUGCUUUUCAAUAACGCAGCUUCACUUGGUGACGUGUCUCGUUAUGCACAAAGUUUCACAGACAUGGACGAAGUGGACUCCUACUUGUCAUUCAACGUGAGCUCGGCCUUGUGCUUGACGUCAAGCAUUCUGGGUCAGUUUCCUCAACGUUCCAGUCUGCGGCGCUGUGUAGUGAAUGUGAGCUCACUGUGUGCUGUGAAGCCUUUUCCAUCCUGGGUGCUGUACUGUACGGGUAAAGCUGCACGUGACAUGAUGUUCCGUGUCCUGGCUGAGGAAGAGCCAGAGCUCAGGGUGCUCAACUACGCACCUGGCCCUCUGGACACAGAUAUGCAGCUCCAGGCCCGGUCCAGCUCAGCAGACCCCAACAUGAGGAACUCUUUUGCUGAUAUGCACUCUCAGGGCCGCCUGCUCACCUGUGAGGAGUCUGUUGCCAAGCUGAUAAAGGUCUUGCUGGAGGAUGACUACCCCUCCGGAGCCCACCUAGACUUUUACGAUUUGUAGGUGCAUUACUAAAAGAAAACCUCUGUUGUACUAAUUAGAGAGGCACCGAUGCCGAUAGUAGUACUGGUAUCUCAAGCAACACAAAAAACACUCUUUAUUGGUGGCAGGAGUAUUAGGUUAUCGGUAAUAAUGAUAGCAUUAUGUUGUAUUAAUUUCAUCUUCUAACCUACUUUCAUCUAUAGUCCAGAUAGAGUGGGCAUUUUAUUUAGGCAAGAAUGAAAGAAGUAGAAAAAGAAACACUUAGAGUUUGUACACAAUUAUCCACAGAUUACAACAGGUAGAUACUUGGAAAGAUGGUAUCGGUGCAUCUCUGUCACAAAUCCAAUAGCUGUUACAUUCCAAAUUAUGCUGGUGAUUGACAUAAUGAACCUCAUUUGAGUUAAAUUGAUGCUGACCUUACUUUUGUUACUGCUGUAGUUUUAGUGGGUUGAGCUACUUGGUGCCUUAUUAAUUUAAUAUAACUUUAGUUCUCUACUUGUUUUACUUUAAUUCUUUAUUUUACAAGUUGUUCAGUAUUUCUCCUAAAUUAAUGGAAGCACUUUUUACAGUUUUGGCCUUAUAAAAUAAUUCCAAAAAUAUUUCUGAAGCCACAAAAAAUUUGACAUUAUUUUACCAAAUACAACAGAUGACAAAUUUGAGGAUACAAAUCAGUAUCGAAAUAUAAAUUAUUCAGCAACAGUGACAGGGCUUAAGCUAGCAGACUCAGGUCGCACUCAAGAUACUCUGACUCGAGACAUGACUGAGGAAUAAAAGCACAAACAAAACUACCACCACCAGCCUUAAUGUGGUGAAUGAAUAAAACCAUUUGUUUUCUGCCAAAUUUAUAUGGCUUUCUGUCUGUUUGCUACAGUUGUGCAUAGUCAUGUAGUGGUGCACGACUCCCAGUCUUCUGGAGUCGACUCCUGCCUCAGGAGUUGAUGACCAGAGUUUGUGUAUAAAAUGGCUCGUGAGCAGGGUUGGUAUGGAAUAAAUACAUGGACUAGGAAUAUUUGAAAUCAUUGAUCAAAUCUGGCAAAAACCUAAACGGUCUGUAGCGUUUGGCAGAAAUUGUUUUUUUUUGGAGGUGUUCUGGCUACUGCGCUACUACUUGCAUAGAUCUCCACAGUGAGGAGGGGGGCUUUCCCUUCUUGCACGUUAACCAGCAGGCUGAUUGGCUGUUUUUACUGAAGGACGCAACUUUAUCUAUAUACAGACGCAAUUGAGUUGAGUGUUGUGAGCUUUCCUAUCUAUAUUUCAACCAGUGACCUGUCUCCUCCUUUAUAAUAUUAACUUGUUCUGUGUUAACAGAAACUUUAUUCUCAUGACUAUGCAUAAUUGUUAAAUGAUUCCCAUGACUUUUGAAUUAUUCUCAAAGUGCCGUGCAUACACCAGACACUUUAUUAGGUACACUUACUUUGUAGCUGCACCCAAUAAAUAUGCUGCCAUACACUUAACAGUCAGUUGUAACACAUUUAGGGGUAUAUGUUAUGAUGCCAAACAUUUGAGAACAGGCUAUAUCUGCUGCACUCUGUUAAUUAUGGCAAAAACUAUGGCAAGAAGUUAAUUUUUACUUUUACAUUUUUUAUGGCAUUUUAACAUUCUGUUUAAAAGGAUAUGGAGAAACAAGGUUUUGUCCUGACAGCAGCAACAUCUUGUUUAAAACAUGUAGCCAUAUGAUCUAUGAACAUACCAAGAUUGAAUCAGGUCAGUAUCAGCUGAUAAUCAACAUUAAAUUAGGGGCAAAAAACUGGAUCAGUACAUGCUCACUUCUUUGUUUAUAUCCGGCUUACAUGGAAUUGAAGGGAAAAUUGUCCUUCCUUGAAAUUUCUUUUGCCAACAAUUCCUAACUUCUGAAAGCAAGCAUACAAAUAAUCACCUUACUUUUCAGAAGUGCAUUGUUUACACACUUUUGUUCUUGUGACCUUUUUGUAUUUAGAAUACAAAAUUAUAUAUAAUCUAUGUGUUUAUCUUUAAAUGUCUCAAUACAUAUCUCAGAGACAUAUGACCAACAUGCAACUGUGUCUGCACAGUUCAUUCCUGCCACCUGUAUACCCAACCAUGUGUCCUCUUGUCUUGUUGAAUAGAAGUUGUGUAAAGCAAGUUGAAGUUAAUGUUUUAUAAUCACUAUGGUCUGAAAUUUUUAUUGACAUCUCUAGUCAUUUUCUUUGCUUGUUAUCUGUUUUAAGCAUCAUUAUAAUGUAAUAAUAGGCACCAAUUACUUUUGCUUACAGAAUACUCCAGAAUAAAUAUUUAUUCUUAAAUCAG